UCAAGUUCGAGAAAUCCAGGCGCUGAAAGCCACGGGGGCAGCAAUUCCAUUGAACAAUCCAUGUCUACGGGUCUGCCUGGCGCUGGCAACGGAGAUGAUCUAGACGUAGUGCUGCAAGAACUUCAAAUUGAUAAUUCGGUGUGUGCGGACAAAUCCUGUAAGAAGAAUGUAAUCCUGCUAGGCCAAGUGUGCAAAUUGUGCAAGCUCAAGUUCUGCCUAACGCACGGUCUGCCAGAAGCACACGGGUGUGGAGCUGAUGCAAAAAAGGCUGCCAGGAAGGAGUGGUUGAAAACGGACGGGAACACAAAGCCCCAAGGCUCAGCCCAAGGCAGCUCAAAGGAUUGGCACCGCCCAUACCUGGCCAAGAAGUUGAAGGACCAAGUCGACCAAAAAUCGUUCGGACGACGGAAGGGCGCUCCAGAAGGCAAGCCCAAGAAAUGAGAAAAGUCUUUGCCUUUUACUCCAGCUGUUGACCGAGUCGCACGAUUAUCGUGUUGCAAAGACCUUCUUGAUGUCAUGUCGGAAAAGUCUGGCGCCAAAACCAACGAGUUUGCUUGGACGAAGCAAGAGUCUCAAAAUGCGGCCAUGAAAGCAGAGGCAGCAGCACCAGGACUCGCAAAGCCAGCGGCGCCUGGACUGACGUCGGUUUGGAGUGGAUGCUGUCCUCGACAAAGGGGCGGUGGCUGGAGCACAGCCUACUUGGAGUUGCAAAAGUCUCUCAUUCAGCAAGGAAAGCAAUCUUAAUGGAGGAGCUACCGUUUACAUACUGUGGUCAGAACUGGAUAAGCUCGAUCCCAUUGUUCGGGUCUGUAAUGCAACCCAACAGAUAAGAGGCUCUCUCUUUCGGAGGAGUAUAUUUAACGGGAUUAAUAUUGGCCUUUUAGUCUGGCCACACUCUGAACCAGACUGCAACAACACCGUACAGCGCGGACCAAUCAUUCUUGGAACGGCUUUGAACAAUCAACGGUAUAGAAAUAGGCGCCACAGGAUUGGAUCGUACGGUUUGCAUGUAACGAACGGCUGUAGAGCUGCUUUCGGCAGCAAGUCGAUUCGGUCAGGCACGACAAAGUUCAAUAGGCUUAUAGGUUUCGGGGUAGCGAGCUGGAGCCUGGAGGCUGCACACUACAAAUACAUGCAUGCGCUCAUCCAUUGAUCAUGUUCGAAAGCUUCGAGUUGCUGUUUGCAGGUCCCCAGUGCGCGAGCUUUAAAACGACGGUUGUAAUGACAUGUAAGUGGUCGACUCAUCCUGGCACUGAUCCAACUAUAGUGCUACUCAGAGCCUUCACUUGGGCGCACCGGUAUUCAUGAAGCA
Klebsormidium nitens is the source of this 1312-nucleotide messenger RNA. The record is from the annotation of a GenBank genome assembly. Lineage: Eukaryota; Viridiplantae; Streptophyta; Klebsormidiophyceae; Klebsormidiales; Klebsormidiaceae.